Messenger RNA from Penicillium robsamsonii, 1124 nucleotides. RefSeq names its product uroporphyrinogen decarboxylase HEM12. Bases 33 to 1124 code for a protein of 363 amino acids. NCBI's taxonomy places the organism in Eukaryota, Fungi, Ascomycota, Eurotiomycetes, Eurotiales, Aspergillaceae. Gene Ontology annotation, molecular function: uroporphyrinogen decarboxylase activity. The record is from RefSeq and is a predicted model, not a curated record. The transcript is spliced from 4 exons. Gene Ontology annotation, cellular component: cytosol. Gene Ontology annotation, biological process: heme biosynthetic process.
CCUCCAUCCCACUUGCAUAUUUCAUCAACAAAAUGCAGGAACAAUUUGAGCCUUUGAAGAACGAUUUGCUGCUGAGGGCUGCACGGGGUGAGAAGGUGGAGCGUCCUCCGAUAUGGGUUAUGCGACAGGCUGGCCGAUACCUUCCCGAAUACCAUGAGGCGAAGGAGGGCCGCGACUUCUUCGAAUGCUGCCGCACACCCGAAAUCGCAUCGACCCUGACCCUCCAGCCCAUUGAGCGUUAUGAAGGUCUCAUCGAUGCCGCUAUUAUCUUCUCCGAUAUUCUAGUCAUUCCCCAGGCCAUGGGUAUGGUCGUGGAGAUGCUGGACAAGAAGGGACCUCAUUUCCCCGAGCCCCUCGACUCACCGACAGACGGGCAAUACGAGAAGAUCAUGGCGAAGAAUGUGGAUGUGAAAGCGGAGCUGGACUACGUCUACAAGGCAAUUACCCUCACACGAUUCAAGCUCAAGGGCCGCGUGCCCCUGAUCGGCUUCUGUGGUGCACCAUGGACGCUGCUGUGUUACAUGGUCGAAGGCGGUGGCAGCAAGCUCUUCGUGCAGUCCAAGAAAUGGGUCUACAAGUACCCUACUGAGGCACAGGCUCUUCUGCAGAAGAUUGCCGAGAUCUGUGUGGAAUACCUCGCCCUCCAGGUCGCUGCCGGAGCGCAGCUGGUGCAGGUCUUUGACUCCUGGGCCGGUGAGCUGUCUCCCGUCUCGUUCAAGUCGUUCUCCCUCCCCUACCUGCGCCACAUCUCCGCCAACCUGCCCAAGCGGCUGCAGGAGAUGGGCUUGGAGCCUGUGCCGAUGACCGUCUUCGCCAAGGGCGCCUGGUACGCUCUGGAUGACCUUUGUGAUUCGGGCUACAAUGUUGUCGGUUUGGAUUGGCUGCACGAUGCCGGUGAGGCCAUGCGCAUUGCCAACGGUCGUGUGACUAUUCAGGGCAAUGCGGAUCCUGGCAUGCUCUACGGUGGCCCUCCAGCUAUCACUGCCACUGUUGAGCCCAUGGUUGAGGGUUUCAAGAAGGGCAAGCAGGGAUGGAUCUGCAACUUGGGCCACGGUGUCACUCCGUUCGUCGAUCCCGAGAACCUCAAGUUCUUCUUCGAAGAAAUCCACCGCUUGACCGUAUAA